Hippopotamus amphibius kiboko is the source of this 2073-nucleotide messenger RNA. It is a transcript of the gene BARX2, whose product is annotated as BARX homeobox 2. Lineage: Eukaryota; Metazoa; Chordata; Mammalia; Artiodactyla; Hippopotamidae. Gene Ontology annotation, cellular component: nucleus. The coding region runs from base 545 to 1393 and encodes 282 amino acids. Gene Ontology annotation, molecular function: DNA-binding transcription factor activity, RNA polymerase II-specific; RNA polymerase II transcription regulatory region sequence-specific DNA binding. The record is from RefSeq and is a predicted model, not a curated record. Gene Ontology annotation, biological process: regulation of transcription by RNA polymerase II. The transcript has 4 exons.
CCUGGUCGGUUGGCUGGGGCGGCGCGCGCUCCCCGCACCGCGCGCACACAUGGGCGCGCACACUGCACGCACGCACGCACACACACACACACACACACACCUGGAGCUCGUCCCAGGAGGGGGGCGGGGAGCAGAGCCAAGGCGAGUGUCUUAAAAUAGGCAGGCAGACGAGCGCGAGACACUGAGAGGCGGGAGGAGGCGAUCGAGAGCGGCGGGCACGAGGCGCGCAGGUCCGCGCCGUGUUGCACAGGCGGGCUGGGAGGGGUGGGCGCCGACGCCCCUCGGCGGCCGGCCCUCCGCGCGGCUCCUCACCCGGCCCUGCAGGAAGCGCGCGCUGAUUGACACCUGCACUGUCCCCAAAGGCUCCGAGAAGAUGCUGAUCCGCGGGUGGGUCUAGACGCGCGGCCCGCGCGCCGGGUGCCGGCUCCCUUCCGCGCGCCUCCCGAGCCCCGCCGCCUCCGGCCGCCAAGGAGCGCCGGACCGAGGCCCUCGCCUGCGCGCCAGCCCCGCGGCCCCGGCCGGCGGGCGCUCGCCCCGGCUCACCAUGCACUGCCACGCGGAGCUGAGGCUGAGCUCGCCCGGCCAGCUGAAAGCAGCCAGGCGGCGCUACAAGACUUUCAUGAUCGAUGAGAUCCUCUCCAAGGAGACCUGCGACUACUUUGAGAAACUUUCCCUCUACUCCGUGUGCCCGUCGCUGGUCGUGCGACCCAAGCCCCUGCAUUCCUGUACCGGUCCCGCUUCCCUUCGGGCAUACCCUCUCCUCUCGGUGAUCACCCGACAGCCCACAGUCAUCUCCCACCUGGUGCCCGCCACCCCAGGAAUCGCCCAGGCACUGUCCCGCCACCCGGCUGCCGAGGCGGCCUCUGCUGAGGCCAUAGGUGAGAACCAUGGCAGCAGCGAGUCGGAGACAGAGCAGCCCACGCCCCGGCAGAAGAAGCCCCGCCGGAGCCGCACCAUCUUCACCGAGCUGCAGCUCAUGGGCCUGGAGAAAAAGUUCCAGAAGCAGAAGUACUUGUCCACCCCAGACAGGUUGGACUUGGCCCAGUCUCUGGGACUCACUCAACUGCAGGUGAAGACUUGGUACCAGAAUCGCAGGAUGAAGUGGAAGAAAAUGGUAAGAAAGACAGUUCUUAAAGGUGGACAGGAGGCACCCACAAAACCCAAAGGUCGUCCCAAGAAGAACUCUAUCCCCACAUCAGAAGAGAUCGAAGCUGAAGAGAAGUUGAACAGCCAGGCCCAGAGCCAGGAGCACCAGGAGUCCUCCCAGGGCCAAGAGGGGCUCUGUGACACGCAGGAACCAAAAGCACACAGUGUCCCCGUAGAUGUGGCCGAGCCCCCAGGCCAGCCCCAGGAGUUGCCAGUAGCCUCUUCGGAACCCCCACCAUCAAGCUAAAAUAAAACUCUUGUGGGGGGAGGGGGAGAUUGGGAAGAAGGGAAAGAGAGAAGGCAGGGAGACCAGGGAGAGGAAAGCUUCGGAGAGCUGGUGACUUGGGGGGAGAAGACCACCGCCGGCUCGCUCCCUCCUGCCCACAGGUCUCACCUUGAGCUUUUGAGGAAGACUUGCUCACCUUAGCCUCCUCUUUCUGAAAGGCUGCGUUAGCCACGGAUGCCCUUGACUAAGGGACACAGUGCCUUGGAACUGCAAGCCCCAGCCAGGGUGACGCCAUGAGGCUGUUGGGGUCCAACCCCACCCCGCCCCACCGGUGUGGUGGAGGAUGCUCUGGUCAGAGGAGAGCGAGAUGGAGGAGUGGGCAGCAUGUCCAGGUUCCUUGCUGACUCAGCACUUAUUUCUGUAGUUUUAAAAGAGAAUUUAAUGUUUUUGGUUGGUUUUUUUUGGGGGGGGGAGGGGUUGGUGAGGGCAAAUAAGAGUUGGAGGAAGGGAGUUCUGUGUUAAUAGAAUAAAGUUUGUUUGAAGACACGUGUGCCUUUGUACCCAUUGUAAGGUGGUCAGGUGACCCAAGAACAGAUAAACCUUGUUUUUCUUGCUUCAUUAAGUUGUCAUCCCUGAAGCUGCAAUGCAGAUAUGUGAAGAUAACUUUUAUUUUUUAAUUAAAAAUAAAUCUUUCAAAAAAG